AUGUUUUUACAUCAGAAACAAAAACAGGACAUUAUAAUGUUCAAAAUAAUGGAGGAAAUUCUUCGUCUGGAGUCAGCGCACAAAGAAAUGUAUCAAAAGGCAGAAAUAAAGAAAUCGGAGCUCCACGAGAUUCGUCUUGAAAUCGCCGAAGGUGUUGCGGACACUGAGGUCGUCCAAACCCAGAACAAGCGUAUGCUUCAGUUUUGGAAUCGGAUGCUCAUUGAAAUUCAACUCAAGAACAAGACUGUCGCUCAAGUCCAAGCAGCAUUAAGGGCUGCAGAAGGGCAAUUUUCUGGUUUACAUGCACAAAUUGAUAGUUAUGCUAAAGACAGUAUCAAAGAAUUGAAGCUGAGUCAAGAAUUAACACAGAAACAUAAUAAAAUUAGUGAAGUGUUCAGUAAAUUGCAACGCGAAACUAUUGAACUGAUUGAGUCUUGCCAGAAACGCGAUUCAGAAUUCAAGAACAUCUCUGGCAGAAAUCAAGCAGUGAGACGCAACCUAGAACAAGUCUUCAGUGGCAAAAAAAGCAAGAAAGGGCUAUUGUUGACCUGCCAUCAGAAGAUUCAACGGCUGAAAGAUGUAAAAUUUCAACUACAGGAAGAAAUUUUAAGACUUUUACAAAAUAAAGCUGUUCGUAAUACAAGUAUUGUCAAUUUGCAGAAGGAAAUACUUGGCAUCUCUCAAAAAAUUAGGAAACAGGAAUCCUACAGUGCAAAACUAGAGAAUGACCUCAGGAAAAUUACGCUUGAGAUGGAAAUUGAGAAAGGCUCUCUCACCCUCACCAGGAAGGCACUAGAAGAGAUGCGCAAAGACUGUGAAAGCAAAGAGUCUGAAUUUCAUCAACUGGAAACGAAGUUGAAAAAAACUAAAGAUGGAAUAAAGAUUUCCAGUUUGAGAUGUGAAGAGCAGUCAAAAACGUUGGAGAUCCUGAGAGAAUAUAAUAAGAAAACAUCUGGCUGUCUGGAGGAAGAAAAAUUGAAGUGUCUGAAAAGUGCAAUCACAGAGAUGCAGAAGAAAACCGAUUGCCUUAAACAAUCAUGGUUAAGGAAACAGAACGAAAUAGUCCAUUUUGCACAAGAACGGACCAGGCAGGUUCAUCAGUACAACAUGCUCAAGAAACAGGUUUUAAUUUUGGAGCAGAAGAAUUGGAAAUUAAAUUACCACCUUGAGAUGAACCAAAAUCAUAAACGAAAAAUCGAGCGAACCAUCAAGCGUCUUUUGCUGAGGAUUGAAAAUUUGAAUGCAGAAUCCCACAAAUAUAAUACUCAAAUCCAAACAUUUGAUGCAGCAAACCACAUUACGCACAAAGAGUACUCUGGAGAACUAAAGGAUGCGGAGGAAGAAAUGCUGGGUUUAACAAAGGAUAUUGAUGAUUUGGAAACCAAAAAAGAAGAAAUGAGUGAGGAUGUGUUAAUUCUGGAGCAAGAGUUCCUGACCUGGGAGAAAAAGUGUAAAAUGAUGACAGAAGCCCGGCAAAAGAUACUCGAAGAGCAAGCAGCCGAAGGAGAAAUAGGCACCAUGAAAGCAGAAAUACAUCGAAUGAAGGAAACAAAAAGCCUAGAAAAAGAUUGUUUGGCGACUGAAACAAAAAGAGAAGAGUUACAAAAAGAAUGGAAAGCAAAGCAAGAUCAGUUAACGGCUUUGAAACUAACAACAUCUCAAAUGGAAGACCAGCUCCAAGAAGGCCAAUUUCAUAAGCAAAAGAAUCUUGAGCUGCUCGUUAGGAAGCAAUACAAAGGACGACUUUACGCUGCCAUCAAAGCAAACAAAUACCAGCUACUGUUUGCCCAUGAAGCAUCACUUCAGAUUGAACUGCAACGACAAAUCACCAUGAAUCUGGAUCUCGUUUCUGUUGUUGAGUGUUUGCUUGUUGAUUUCCCUCCACUCACCAAUCCCAUAAACAGAAUACUGAACGUCCUACGGAUGACUUGUUUGUAG
Messenger RNA from Bemisia tabaci, 1938 nucleotides. NCBI's taxonomy places the organism in Eukaryota, Metazoa, Arthropoda, Insecta, Hemiptera, Aleyrodidae. The record is from RefSeq and is a predicted model, not a curated record.